Danaus chrysippus (African queen) is the source of this 3705-nucleotide messenger RNA. NCBI's taxonomy places the organism in Eukaryota, Metazoa, Arthropoda, Insecta, Lepidoptera, Nymphalidae. The record is from the annotation of a GenBank genome assembly.
AUGGCAAAUACAGGCUUGUUACCAUUUGUGCGUGGUGUGGAUUUUACUAGCAAUGACUUCAGUGGUGACAAAUUCCCCGAUGCUAUCCGAUAUAUGACCGGUUUGCAAUGGCUCAGACUCGAUAAAACAAACUUAGAAGAGAUUCCCGAAGAAUUGGGAAAACUUAUGAAAUUGGAAAAUUUGUCACUCAAAAAGAAUAAUCUAGAAAAGUUAUUUGGAGAAUUGACAGAGUUAAAGUGUCUAAGAUCUUUGAAUGUUAGGCAUAACAAUGUGAAGACAUCAGGAAUACCUGCUGAACUAUUCAGAUUAGAUGAUCUAACUACUCUAGAUCUUUCUCAUAAUAGGCUAAAGGAAGUUCCUGAAGGGCUAGAAAAAGCUAAAUCACUGCUUGUGUUAAAUCUGAGUCACAACAAGAUAGAAAGCAUACCACCCACUUUAUUUGUUCAGUUGACGGAUCUACUGUUUUUAGACCUAUCUAGUAAUUUACUGGAGACUCUGCCCCCUCAGACUAGAAGGUUGGCAAACCUUCAGACUUUAAUACUAAAUGAUAACCCAUUAGGAUUAUUUCAAUUGAGACAGUUACCGUCUCUACAAAGUCUAGAGACAUUACACAUGAGGAACACACAGAGAACACUAGCAAAUCUACCGACAUCACUCGAACCUCUCCAAAAUUUAUCUGAUGUUGACUUGUCCAAAAACGCCCUGACAAAAGUGCCUGAUGCACUUUACACAUUGCAAAAUAUAAAAAGACUUAAUCUAAGUGAAAAUGAGAUCACAGAAAUAUCUACUGCUAUGGACAUCUGGCAGAAACUGGAAAGUUUAAAUUUAUCCCGGAACAAACUUACAAGUUUACCAGCCACUCUGUGCAAGCUACAGAGUUUAAGGCGGCUUCAUGUAGAUGACAACAAGCUGGACUUUGAAGGAAUUCCUUCUGGAAUAGGAAAACUGGGCAAUUUAGAAGUAUUCUCAGCCGCUAAUAAUCUACUUGAAAUGAUUCCCGAGGGACUUUGCAGAUGCGGUUCACUGAAGAAGUUAAACCUUAGUUCGAACAAGUUAAUAACAUUGCCAGAUGCAAUACAUUUAUUGAGUGACCUAGAGAGUUUGCAAUUACAUGGCAACCCGGAUUUGGUGAUGCCACCAAAGCCAGUAGAGAGAGCGAGAGGAGCUGGUCUCCAAUAUUAUAAUAUAGACUUCUCUCUACAAACACAGUUACAAUUGGCUGGUGCGGCAACUCCUGAACUAGCAGACAACAAUAGUAUCAGUAAGUCGGACCCCAUAGCUCGUAAGCUUCGUCUUCGUCGUCGCGGUGAGGCUGAUAACUCCGAUGUUAUACUUCGAGGAAUGCAGGAACAAGCUAACACUCAACAUGCAGCCAAUAACGAUGAAAUGCCACACAGCGAACUAAAACCAAAACGCUGGGACGAAAGUUUGGAAAAACCACCGUUAGAUUACUCAGAGUUCUUCGACGAAGACACUGGUCAAGCUCCAGGUCUCCAGAUAUGGGAAAUUGAGAACUUCAUUCCCGCACCAGUUGAUGAAGUCGCACACGGUAAGUUCUUCGAGGGUGACUGCUACAUCGUACUGAAGACGUCCAUCGAAGAACAGGGACAGCUGUCUUGGGAUAUACACUUCUGGAUUGGAUCCAAAGCUACGUUGGACAAGGGCGCGUGUGCAGCGAUGCACGCGGUUAAUCUAAGAAACCUAUUGGGAGCCAAACGCACCCAGAGACACGAGCAAGGUGACGAGUCUCCAGAGUUCCUCGCGCUGUUCCCGACACCCCCUGUAUAUAUCAACGGCAGUAGAACACCCUCGGGCUUCUUUACUGUCGAUGAUCCGCAUUACGUGACCCGUCUUUAUCGUGUCCACGGCGCCGGUAGUUCCAUACAUCUGGAGCCUUCCCCCGUGUCAGCGAGUUCGCUCGACCCGAGAUACGUCUUCGUACUUGACACGGGAUUACGCAUACAUUUAUGGAAUGGCAAAAAGGCGAAGAAUACGCUAAAGUCGAAAGCGCGUCUGUUCGCUGAGAAGAUAAAUAAAGAGGAGAGGAAGAACAAAGCAGAAUUAAUAGCAGAAGUACCAGGAAAAGAAACAAAGAACUUCUGGCAGGUCUUGGGAUAUGAAGACGAUACGCCUUACGUGGCAGAAGAACAUGUCCCUGAUAACUUCACGUGGUCGCCAGCGAGAUUAUACCGCGUGGAGCUCGGCAUGGGGUACUUGGAACUGCCUCAGACUGAAGGAGCUCUUACAAGAACGAUAUUGGCCACCAGGAAUGUGUACAUACUAGACGCGCACCAGGAUCUGUUUGUAUGGUUUGGCAAGAAAUCAUCACGUUUAGUUCGAGCGGCGGCCGUGAAGCUCGCGCAGGAGUUGUUCAGUAUGGCGCCCAGAGAACCUCACGCACUGGUCACUAGGCUACAGGAGGGAACGGAAACACAGGUGUUCAAGACGUACUUCCAAGGCUGGGAGGAGGUGAUAGCGGUGGACUUCACGCGAACAGCCGAGUCAGUCGCGAGGACCGGCGCAGACCUCACGUCAUGGGCGAGGCAGCAAGAGACCAAGACGGAUCUAUCAGCCUUAUUCACACCUCGUCAACCCGCCAUGUCCCCAACCGAAGCGAAGAGUCUGGCUGAUGAGUGGAACGAAGACCUUGAAGCUAUGGAGGCUUUUGUUCUUGAAGGACGGCAUUUCGUUCGUCUUCCAGAUCAAGAGUUGGGCGUCUUCUAUAGCUGUGAUUGUUACGUGUUCCUCUGUAGAUACAUAUUACCUGUAGAGGCUGAUGAUGACUCGCCUGAAGCGGACGAAGUAGAUUCAGAAAGCGACAGUGUUACUUGGGUAGUAUAUUUCUGGCAAGGAAGAAAAGCACCUAAUAUGGGCUGGCUAACAUUCACCUUCGGCCUUGAAAGGAAAUUCAAACAACUCUGCAAAAGACUAGAUGUAGUCAGAACACAUCAACAACAGGAGAGCCUCAAAUUCAUGGCACAUUUCAGAAGAAGGUUCAUUAUACGAGAUGGAAAACGGAAUUUGAAACCGGAGGGCCGGCCUCCAGUGGAGUUGUUCGAGCUCAGAAGUAACGGCUCCUCGUUAUGUACGAGACUUGUACAAGUAAAACCAGACGCCAGUAUGCUGAACAGUGCCUUCUGUUAUAUCCUGAACGUGCCUUUGGAGGGUUCUAAGGAAGAGUCAUCAGCGAUCGUGUACGCCUGGAUCGGCUCUAAGAGCGACGCUGACUCCGCCCGUCUCAUAGAACUCAUCGCCAAUGAGAAAUUUAACAACGACUUCGUCAGUCUACAGGUGUUAACAGAGGGCAGUGAACCUGACAAUUUCUUUUGGGUGGCGCUGGGCGGGCGAAAGCCUUACGACGAAGAUGCAGAAUACUUAAACUACACGCGACUGUUCAGAUGUUCCAACGAAAAGGGAUACUUCACUGUCUCUGAGAAGUGGACGGAUUUCUGUCAAGAUGAUCUCGCUGAUGAUGACAUUAUGAUAUUGGAUAAUGGUGAGCAAGUGUUCCUGUGGCUCGGUGCUAGAUGUUCAGAGGUUGAAAUUAAACUGGCUUAUAAAUCAGCUCAGGUAUACAUUCAACAUAUGAAGACAACGCAACCAGACAGACCUCGAAAACUGUUCCUCACAUUGAAGGACAAGGAGUCUCGGAGAUUUACCAAAUGCUUCCACGGCUGGGGGGAACACAAGAAACCUCCCGAAUAA